AUGAGAUCACGGCUUCUUGUGGGAGAACGGCAACCCUCGGCCCUUUUACAGGUUUUUGCCGAUGUGCUCAAGUCAACGAAAAGGUAUUACGAUCCCGUCGUUGCCAACUUGAUCGUUCUCUCUGCUCUAGCCUUUGUCAACUCAAACGCCAUUGAGAUUCAUCACCAGUACCAGACAAUCGUCUUGUCAAAAGAGACAGUCAGCUGGCCCUACUACUUUCGAGACAAAGAGGGCCUUCCAGAAGUGUACACCUACUUCUGCUUCUACAAGGAGAUGUGCCCAGAUAUUGCAUGCUUCCUGUCAGCUGCGCCCGAAAUGGGCAAGUUUAUCAACUUGACCAAUGACAUACUGUCGUCUUACAAAGAGGAAAAGGCAGGUGAAGUCAGGAACUACAUUCACAAACAAGCUUUAAGCUUAAACCAAAGUCCCUUGUCUAUACUAGAAUCCGUCAUUCUGGAAACUGUGGUUGCGUACAACCGGUCCCGGGCAAUUCUGAACAACAGCCAUCCGUAUGAGGGCAUAUGGCACGCCUACGCCAUGGGUUGUGUUGGAACAGCAAAGGCUGAUAAGGAGUAA
This is a messenger RNA of Colletotrichum phormii, 576 nucleotides long. RefSeq lists its product as uncharacterized. The record is from RefSeq and is a predicted model, not a curated record. NCBI's taxonomy places the organism in Eukaryota, Fungi, Ascomycota, Sordariomycetes, Glomerellales, Glomerellaceae. Bases 1 to 576 code for a protein of 191 amino acids. The transcript has 2 exons.